Messenger RNA from Nicotiana tabacum (common tobacco), 540 nucleotides. The record is from RefSeq and is a predicted model, not a curated record. Lineage: Eukaryota; Viridiplantae; Streptophyta; Magnoliopsida; Solanales; Solanaceae.
AUGCCGGGGUUUGCCAAAUAUUUGAAAGAUUUGAUCACCAAAAAGAGGACCACAAAGAAUGAUGUGGUAAACAUGACUCACCGGGUUAGCUCUAUUAUUGCCACAAGCCUUGUCCAAAAGAAAGAGGACCCGAGAGCAUUUACUAUUCCAUGCACUAUCGGGGAGCGUGACUUUGCAAAUGCCCUUUAUGACAAUGGGGCUAGCAUCAACUUGAUGCCACUUGCCAUCUACAAGCAAGCGGGAUUAGGGAUGCCGAGGCCAACAAGCAUGAGGUUACAAAUGGCCGAUCGAUAUAUUAAGCGACCGGUAGGAAUUGUUGAUGAUGUGAUUGUGAAAGUUGGAAAAUUCCAUUUGCCCGCUGACUUUGUAAUUUUUGACUGUGAUGUUAAUAAAGAGAUCCUUAUCAUCUUGGGGAGACCAUUCCUAGCCACGGGAAGAGCACUCAUGGAUUUGGAGCAAAAUGAAAUUAAGUUCCUGGUGAAUGAUGAAGAAGUCACAUUUCAAGCGAGCAAGGGUAUGAAAUUACCCCAUGAGUAUUAG